Molecule: messenger RNA, 297 nt
Organism: Morchella sextelata
Lineage: Eukaryota; Fungi; Ascomycota; Pezizomycetes; Pezizales; Morchellaceae
Exons: 10
Coding region: 1-297 (98 amino acids)
Source: RefSeq, a predicted model, not a curated record
AUGCAUGUACGGUUGCUUGCCAGAGGUUCCCCGACACAAAGUCGUACAUACCAUAUAUACUCUACCAGUAGAGAACCCUCGAAAAUCAAGGCCGGUGAUCGUCAUCGUGCUAUCAAGCAUAAUCCCGCCCAUCCGCCUUACAAUGCCCAAAAAAUACCAGAUGAUUUCGAGGUUUUUGAAGUAUUGAUCUGGAGCAGGCCACGACUGACUCUACCGCAAAAAAGUUUUUGCGGUAUCUCAUUUCCCUUUUUUUCUCACGAGGAAGAACUCACCCAGUUUCGGAAAGUCCGCCAAUAG